AUGGACAGAAGAAACCAGACCAGCAUCUCUGAAUUUCUUCUCAUGGGCUUCUCUAAGCACCCGGAGCAGCAGCUUCUCCUGUUUUGGCUCUUCUUGGGCAUGUACCUGGUCACUGUGUUGGGGAACCUGCUCAUCAUCCUGGCCAUUGGCUCUGACCUGCACCUCCACACCCCCAUGUACUUCUUCCUGGCCAAUCUGUCAUUUUCUGAUAUUGGCUUCAUCUCUACAAUAAUUCCCAAGAUGCUAGAUAAUAUUAGCUCAGGAAUUAAACUAAUUUCUUAUAGUGCAUGUCUGACACAACUCUACUUCUUUGGCCUAUUUGCAGAUCUGGACAACUUUCUCCUGGCUGUGAUGGCACUUGACCGCUAUGUGGCCAUAAACCACCCCCUUCGUUAUGCCAUGACCAUGAACUCCCAACGCUGUGUCUUGCUGGUGGCAGGGUCAUGGGUAAUCACUAUCUUCCAUGCCCUAGUGCACACCCUCCUAGUGACCAGGCUUUCCUUCUGUGGUCCCAAUACCAUCCCCCACUUCUUCUGUGAUCUGGUCCCACUCCUGAAGCUGGCCUGUACCAGUACCUAUGUCAAUGACCUGGUGCUCACCCUUGUGGCAGGAACAUUGCUGAUUGGACCCUUUGUCUGCAUCCUCACGUCUUAUUUUUACAUUGCAUUGACUGUCCUGAGAAUUGAUGCCCCAAAUGGUAAGCAAAAGGCCUUCUCCAACUGCACCUCCCACCUCUCUGUGGUCUGUCUGUUCUACAGCACAGCUAUUGGGGUCUAUUUAUGUACUCCAUCAUCCCAAUCAGAUGGGAAGGACAGAGUCUUCUCAGUAAUGUACACGGUGGUGACUCCCAUGUUGAACCCCUUCAUCUACAGCAUCAGAAACAAGGAUAUGAAAGGGGCACUGGAGAAACUACUCAGAAUAAAAACAUCCUAG
This is a messenger RNA of Galeopterus variegatus (Sunda flying lemur), 933 nucleotides long. Its product is annotated as olfactory receptor 1361-like. The transcript has a single exon. Lineage: Eukaryota; Metazoa; Chordata; Mammalia; Dermoptera; Cynocephalidae. Gene Ontology annotation, cellular component: membrane. The record is from RefSeq and is a predicted model, not a curated record. Gene Ontology annotation, biological process: G protein-coupled receptor signaling pathway. Gene Ontology annotation, molecular function: G protein-coupled receptor activity; olfactory receptor activity. Bases 1 to 933 code for a protein of 310 amino acids.